This is a messenger RNA of Bufo gargarizans (Asiatic toad), 2706 nucleotides long. RefSeq lists its product as uncharacterized. Gene Ontology annotation, molecular function: G protein-coupled receptor activity. Lineage: Eukaryota; Metazoa; Chordata; Amphibia; Anura; Bufonidae. The coding region runs from base 1 to 2706 and encodes 901 amino acids. Gene Ontology annotation, cellular component: membrane. The record is from RefSeq and is a predicted model, not a curated record. The transcript is spliced from 7 exons. Gene Ontology annotation, biological process: G protein-coupled receptor signaling pathway.
AUGUUCGCCAUAGAAGAAAUAAACAGAAGAUCUGACCUUUUACCUAAUAUCACUCUGGGAUAUAAGAUCUAUGACUCCGGUGUGUUAGAACAUAAAGCUGUACAGAGUGUACUGAGUAUACUGUCAGGACGAGAAGAAGCUGUCCCCAACUACAGCUGUGAUGAGAAGAACAAUGUUGUGGCUUUUAUUGGGCACUUGAUGACUUCCUCCAGUCUGUCCAUAUCUGAGAUAACGUCAAUCUAUGGAUAUCCUCAGAUCAGCUAUGGAGCGAUGGAUCCUGUCUUCAGUAACAAGCUCCUGUUUCCUUAUUUCUAUCGCACAGUCCCUGAAGAGUCCGCUCAGUAUGAAGCCAUUGUCCUACUACUGAAGCAUUUUGGCUGGAGCUGGGUGGGGAUGGUGACAGCAGAUGAUGAGAGCAGCCAACGAGCCAGCAUGGAGCUCUACAAUCGGAUGCAGCCAAAGACCCGCCUGAGCAGCCCUGGUGGGCUGAACUACAUAUUAGGAGAUGCCACAACCUCUGCCAAACAGAUCAAAGGCGUGCUGUACUUAGCCAAGGAACACCACCAAGUCUUCAGCCAACACCCCUUGGACUAUGGUCAAACUAGCCAAAUACAGCACAGUAUUCCAAUCGGCACUCCUCCUCCAAGCAAAGAGAGAUACAGGCCAGUGCCUCCCACCCUGUACCAGCAGGUGAAGAAGAUGGUUCAGGAUAUGAAGACAGCUAACGUCAUCCAGGAUAGUCACAGCCCCUGGGCUGCCCCUCUGGUCCUAGUAAAAAAUAAGGAUGGAACCAUCCAUUUCUGUAUGGAUUACUGCAAGAUCAACAAUGUUACACACAAGGAUGCGUACCCCCUGCCACGAAUUGAGGAGUCUCUAGCAGCCCUGGGAUCUUCUGCUUAUUUUUCCACCCUGGAUCUAACCAGUGGCUUUUGGCAAGUCCCCAUGGCACCAGAAGAUGAAGAGAAAACAGCUUUCACUACGCCAAUGGGUCUGUUCAAGUUCAACUACAUGCCAUUUGGGCUGUGCAACGCCCCUGGGACAUUUCAGAGACUCAUGGAGAGAUGUCUUGGACACAAAAACUUUGAAAUUGUAUUUAUGUACUUGGAUGAUGUGAUCGUCUACUCCAAGACCUACGAAGAGCAUUUACAGCACUUGGCGGAGGUGCUCCAGACUCUGGCCAAAUAUGGAUUGAAAGUAGAGCCUUCAAAGUGCAACUUACUGGAGCCCCAAGUGAAAUAUCUGGGACAUGCGCACUUCGCUCAAAUUGCAGAGCCUAUCCAGGAGCUUUUAAAAGGUCAUCCUAAAGGCUGUCAGAAUUCUAAGAUACCAGUAGAGUGGAACAAAGAGAGAGAAGCUGCUUUCCAACUGUUAAAAGAAAAACUUACAGAGCCACAAGUCUUGGGCUACCCUGACUAUAGCCUGGCAUUCUGCCUCUAUACUGAUGCCAGUAAGAAACAUUUAGGAGCCAUACUAUCUCAGACACAAGUGGAAACUGAGAGAGUCAUCGCCUAUGCCAGCAGGUCUUUACGAAAGCUAGAGCGGAAUAACCAGAAUUAUAGUUCUUUCAAACUUGAAUUCCUAGCCUUGCUCCAUCGAUAUAUAAGAAGAGUUAAUUUUACAACUCCUGGUGGAGAUUCCAUUCACCUUGAUGAAAAAGGAAACUUCGCGACAAGAUUCUCUCUGACACCACGCUCCGUCUGUACUGAGAUUUGUCUCCCAGGACACAGGAAAGUCCCACUGGAAGGAAAACAGAAAUGCUGCUACUACUGUGCCCCCUGUGCAGAAGGCGAGAUCUCCAACCAGACUGAUAUGGAAAGAUGUUUGAAGUGUCCUGAAUACCAGUGGUCUAAUGAAAGAAGAGAUGCCUGUAUCCCGCGACCACUUGACUUCCUGUCAUAUGAAGAUACAUUAGGAUUAUCUCUCAUUAUUAUCAAUCUCUUCUUCUGCUCUGUGGCGGUCGUUGUGUUGGGGAUAUUUAUAAAGCACAAGAACACUUCAAUUGUGAAAGCCAAUAACCAGAACCUGAGCUAUAUCCUGCUCCUCUCUCUGCUCUUCUCAUUCCUAUGUCCUGUCUUAUUCAUUGGACAUCCCACAAGGAUGUCAUGUCUGCUCCGACAAGGGACUUUUGGGAUAAUCUUUAGUGUUGCAGUUUCUUCAAUUUUAGCUAAAACAGUCACUGUAGUCCUGGCUUUUCAUGCCAUCCAACCAGGCAGGACACUGAGGCACUGGUUGGGGAGACGUCUGGCCACAUCAUUACUCAUUACUGGUACAAUAGGAGAGGUUGUGAUCUGUGUCUUCUGGUUGUCUUUCUCUCCACCAUUCCCAGAUUAUAACACUGAGAUAGAGAUUGGAAAGAUAAUCUUACAAUGUAAUGAGGGAUCUGCCAUUGCUUUCUACUUGUCCAUUGGUUACAUUGGAUUCCUGUCUGUGUUAAGCUUUAUUGUAGCUUUCUUGGCCAGAAAACUUCCAGAUACCUUCAACGAGGCUCAGUACAUCACCUUCAGCAUGCUGGUCUUCUGCAGUGUGUGGAUCUCCUUCAUCCCAGCCUAUCUCAGCACCAAGGGGAAAUAUAUGGUGGCUGUGGAGGUUUUUGCCAUCUCAUCUUCCAGUGCUGGACUUUUGGGCUGUAUCUUCAUUCCCAAAUGUUACAUUAUUCUAAUGAGGCCAGAACUGAACACAAAACCAAAUCUAAUUUUUGAACAAUAG